Messenger RNA from Procambarus clarkii (red swamp crayfish), 627 nucleotides. The record is from RefSeq and is a predicted model, not a curated record. Lineage: Eukaryota; Metazoa; Arthropoda; Malacostraca; Decapoda; Cambaridae.
AUGACAGUGCUGCCGCCCCUGCACCUGCCGCCGCCGCCGCCGCUCCUGCCGCCGCCGCUCCUGCCGCCGCCGCUCCUGCCGCCGCCGCUCCUGCCGCCGCCGCUCCUGCCACCGCCCCUGCCACCGCCUCUGCCACAGGCGCCGCCUCUGCCACCGGCGCCGCCCCUGCCACCGGCGCCGCCCCUGCCACAGUUACUAUUGUCGUCACUGCUGUCGCCGCAGGGAUAUUAUAGUGCGCUGAAGAACAGUGCUUCACGGAGAGAACACAACGAAGAACACUGUGAAGAAUACAAGCUGAUCCACGUUGAACUUACAUUGAGUUGUAGUGAUAUAUUGGCCGAGAAGAGGCUUAGACUUAGUGUGAAAAAAACACACACGGAAAUUGUGUGCAAAUUUGUCAGCCGAGGCCACCAGGAAGUCAGCAGGAUGCAGGGAGCACCGCUCCUGUGUCAGGUGAGCAUCUGCACAGAUGUUGACGGUGAGAUCUUGUCAAGGAUGCUGGCAAGACUCAGGUGCUUUGUAACCAUAAGAAAGUUCAUAGGUCAGUCUGGGUCGUCUCCAAUGCCACAGUUUAUGAAAUAUCUGCCUUUUUCCCCACCCUCCACCGGUGCAAUUUUCAAGGUUUAA